This is a messenger RNA of Xenopus tropicalis (tropical clawed frog), 3064 nucleotides long. RefSeq names its product acyl-coenzyme A thioesterase 5. Gene Ontology annotation, biological process: acyl-CoA metabolic process. The record is from RefSeq and is a predicted model, not a curated record. The transcript has 3 exons. NCBI's taxonomy places the organism in Eukaryota, Metazoa, Chordata, Amphibia, Anura, Pipidae. Bases 530 to 1897 code for a protein of 455 amino acids. Gene Ontology annotation, molecular function: thiolester hydrolase activity.
GUGAUAUUUACAGGCUGCAGGGAGUACGGAGGGGCUAAGUCGCUAGUGUACAGAGCGCAAUUGUGCUCUCCACUAGCGGAGCCUAAUUUUUGAUUUUUAAAACUGGAAAUUCAUCUCUUAAAGUUACCAGUAUUGGCUUUUUGUUGUACCUGGUAACUUCGGGGGACACUUCUGCCUGAGGCGUUUCUCAACUCAGAAAAUGAUUUAUAACUGUUGGUAGCUAUUAUGUCAGACAAGCCCCAAUUGGGCAAACUGGAUUUUAGCAAAUGCCAGGAGGGCUGCUGUAAGAGGCCAUAGAAAGUCACUGGUGGGGGCUGUUUGGGCUUUUUCAUACUUGAAGUGCCAGGGUCUAGUUUGAAUCCCAGUUGAGGCCUGAUGGCAGACAAGCAGCUAUCUGCUAAAAUAAGAGUGUGGGGAGAGCUGAAGUUGAUGGAAUGAGGAAUAAUCGCGCAAUAACAAACCCCCCCUGAGGCGCCUGCGGGCUGUGCGACACUACAGGGUAAAGGUCCCUGGGGAAGCUCCAUGCGUUAUGGUCGCACUCAGGGUCAUGGUUCAUUAUGUGAGGCGGUGGCCUGCGGCUCUUACUGCCAUUAGGACUCGUUCCAAGGCUGCAGGGCACAGGUUCCUGCCCGGCCGAGCCAUGUCUGUCUCCUUGCAGGUCUCCCCCACUCGCUGCCUGUUUGACGAACCCCUGAGUGUGAGCGGGUCCGGCUUGAGCCCCGGGCAGGAGGUGACUCUCCGGGCAGCAGUUACUGAUGAAUCCGGGGAGACCUUUACCUCGUUUGGCCGAUACCGGGCAGGGAGUAGCGGGGAGUUGGACCUAUUGAAGUGUCCUGCUCUGGAGGGAGGCAGUUUUACUGGGGUAGAACCGGAGGGACCCCUGUGGGCCCUACAGCCGCGGAGCCCAUUCAGGAGGUUUCUCCGGAAGGACGUACAGAGCCCCGUAAGGCUGGAGCUGUAUCUGCACAGGGAUCACCAACCGCUGGGACCGAUUCUAGCCACCGCCACCCAGGAGAGGGGACUCAUUGGGGAAGGAGUGAGGCGGAUCCCGGUGCGGGAGGGCAAGGUCCGGGGCAGCCUCUUCCUGCCGCCCGGAUCAGGCCCUUUUCCUGCCAUCAUUGAUUUGUAUGGCACGGGUGGCGGACUGAUGGAACACAGAGCCAGUCUCUUAGCCAGUCGGGGAUUUCUUACUUUGGCACUCGCCUAUUUUGACUACGACGAUCUUCCCAAAGGCAUAGGUGGACUUCACCUGAGCUAUUUCAAGGAAGCAUUGCAGUAUUUAAGAAGUCUCCCACAGGUUAACAAUCAAGAAGUGGGGGUUAUUGGCAUCUCAAAGGGUGCAGACUUGGCACUUUCUAUGGCAGCAUUUCUUACUGGCAUCAAGGCUGUUGUUAGUGUGUCUGGCUGUGGAGCUAAUUCCUUUGCCCCGCUACAGUGUGAAGAUUUUACACUUCCGGGCCUGGGGUUCAACCCAGAGAAGAUAAAGUUUACAGAAGCAGGGGUGUUGGACUUUUCAGAAGCCAUGGAUGAUCCAAAAGAACCAGCAAACCAGGCUUGCCUUAUUCCCGCAGAAAAAUCAACAGCUGCAUUUCUCUUCCUUUCUGGAUCAGACGACAUGAAUUGGCCUAGUUCUGCCUAUAGUGAACAGAUUGUGUUGCGCCUUAGAGCACAUGGAAAGGAUGCGGAAUCCCACACUUAUCCUGGGGCUGGGCAUCUAUUGGAACCCCCUUACUUUCCUUCGUGUCGGGCAUCCAAUCACAAACUUCUGGGUAUGCCAAUGUUAUGGGGUGGACAUCUCAGAGAGCAUGCUCGGGCACAGAAAGAUGCAUGGCAGAAAAUCCAGAGUUUCUUUUCUAAGCAUCUUAUUCAGUUUAAUUCUGCAAAUAGCCGACUGUAAAACUACUACAGAUAAACCCCAAUUGGAAGCCAUUUUCUCAAAUGAAAGCACCCAAUUAUUUUUUAAUGUGAAUUUUUAUAUUUAUAAAAUGUGUCUCUGUUGAAUUAAAUAAGUAAAGAGGUACUAUAUUAUUGAGUGUAGCAAUUUACACACCAAACUCGUUUAAUUAGUGGAGAAAAGGGUACUGCAUAAGUGCUAGAAUGUGUGGUCCAUCUGUAGCUUACAGUAUGUAUUGAAUAGAAUGAUAGAGCAGGGUUGUUUAGCUUCUGUUUUUAUCAGAUCUUAAGUAUCUAAUCAUGUAGUCAGCCACAUGUGUUACAGGCAGCUACUAGAAAACAAUACAUUAUAUAAACCGUUUUGAAUAAUUAAACAAUAGUGUAAUUUUGGCUGGGGGAAAUAAUCCUUGUUUAUUUAAAUGAAAACAGAAAAUAAUAUAUAUUUAAAUGUAAAAUUUUAAUGUAUAGCAAGCUCACCAGUUUUAUAAGAGAACCAAAUCCAGUUUAAGUCUGGGGGCCAUUUUGCUUUUUAUUUUUUUUUGUAAUGGGUUUCAUAAUUGAAUGGUUUAGUUUUAUUAAAAUAAUCGCCUACAUUAUGUUUGACUUGAUGAUUAAAUAACUGCCAAUGAUGAAAAAUAGAAAGCACAAUUAACACACAGUGGAGAAAGGGUUCAGUUGCUCAUGGGAGGAAAGCUUGAAGUGUUUCGUACAGACAAGAAAAUGACUUUUGUUCUGUCAGGGAAAUUAAGAGUUAAUACUUAAAGUCUGCAUAAUGUGCUAAAAGCUUGUGUUAUGAUAUGAGGAAAUGUGCUGAAGCAUAACUUCUCGUUUUCCCAUGCUACUUAUAACUUCAUUUCAGCCACUUACUGAUCGCACUUGAGAUAACAUAUAAUUUGAGACACAGCGACUUGCAACAUAGUGACUUGUGGUUACAGACCAAGUACAUUGGAAAAUGCCAACUCACUUGCCCAUAUUAGAAUGUGACAUCCGGCAAAGACCCCAAUAAAGUGAAAAGUACAGGGUCUUUCUGGGUGGAGUUGUGGGAGUGUUGUGGGAGUGUAUGACAACUAAAAGACUAUAAAAAGUCUAGCAAGAUAUGUAUAGAUCAGACAACCAUUGAUAUAUGCUUGUCUCUCUGCUGCAGACUAAAAUAAAUACUACCUUGCCUGAU